GCCCCGUCUGCUCGCGCGUGCGGGCGUUUGCCGAGCGGCGGGAGGCGGCCGAGCUGUCCGCGGCCCGGAGCGCAGUCUCCGGCGGGGCGGGGAGGAUGCAGAGCCGGCGCUGGAGAGCAGAGGAGGGCGCGCCAGGGUUUCGAAAAAAUGAUGAAAUGAAAGCUAUGGAUGUGUUGCCAAUUCUGAAGGAAAAAGUUGCAUACCUUUCAGGUGGUAGAGAUAAACGUGGAGGUCCCAUCUUAACAUUCCCGGCACGCAGCAAUCAUGACAGAAUACGACAGGAGGAUCUCAGGAGACUCAUUUCAUAUCUAGCCUGUAUUCCUAGUGAGGAGGUAUGCAAGCGAGGCUUCACAGUGAUCGUGGACAUGCGUGGGUCCAAGUGGGACUCAAUCAAGCCCCUGCUGAAGAUUCUGCAGGAGUCCUUCCCCUGCUGCAUCCACGUCGCCCUCAUCAUCAAGCCAGACAACUUCUGGCAGAAACAGAGGACAAAUUUUGGCAGUUCUAAAUUUGAAUUUGAGACAAGCAUGGUCUCUUUAGAAGGCCUCACCAAAGUAGUUGACCCUUCUCAGCUCACUCCCGAGUUUGAUGGCUGCCUGGAAUACAACCAUGAGGAAUGGAUUGAAAUCAGAGUUGCUUUUGAAGACUAUAUUAGCAAUGCAACCCACAUGCUCUCCCGACUAGAGGAACUUCAGGACAUGCUAGCCAAGAAGGAGUUGCCUCAGGAUUUAGAGGGGGCACGUAAUAUGAUUGAAGAACAUUCCCAGUUGAAAAAGAAGGUGAUUAAGGCCCCCAUUGAGGACUUGGAUUUGGAGGGGCAGAAGCUGCUUCAGAGGAUUCAGAGCAGUGAUAGCUUUCCCAAAAAGAACUCGGGGUCAGGCAACGCAGACCUGCAGAACCUCUUGCCCAAGGUGUCCACCAUGCUGGACCGGCUGCAUUCGACCCGGCAGCAUCUGCAUCAGAUGUGGCACGUGAGGAAACUGAAGCUGGACCAGUGCUUUCAGCUAAGGCUGUUUGAACAGGAUGCUGAGAAGAUGUUUGACUGGAUCACACACAACAAAGGCCUGUUUUUAAACAGCUACACGGAGAUCGGGACCAGCCAUCCUCAUGCUAUGGAGCUUCAGACACAGCACAAUCACUUUGCCAUGAAUUGUAUGAACGUGUAUGUAAAUAUAAACCGCAUCAUGUCGGUGGCAAACCGCCUUGUGGAGUCCGGCCACUAUGCCUCUCAGCAGAUUAAGCAGAUUGCCAAUCAGCUUGAGCAGGAGUGGAAGGCGUUUGCGGCUGCACUGGAUGAGCGGAGCACCUUGCUGGACAUGUCCUCCAUUUUCCACCAGAAGGCUGAAAAGUAUAUGAGCAACGUGGACUCGUGGUGCAAAGCCUGCGGUGAGGUCGACCUGCCCUCAGAGCUGCAGGACCUAGAAGAUGCCAUUCAUCACCACCAGGGCAUAUACGAGCACAUCACUCUCGCCUACUCAGAGGUGAGUCAAGAUGGGAAGUCACUCCUUGACAAGCUCCAGCGGCCCUUGACUCCUGGCAGCUCUGAUUCCCUAACUGCCUCUGCCAACUACUCCAAGGCUGUGCACCACGUUUUGGAUGUCAUCCACGAGGUGCUGCAUCACCAGCGGCAGCUCGAGAACAUCUGGCAGCACCGCAAGGUCCGGCUCCACCAGAGGCUGCAGCUCUGCGUUUUCCAGCAGGAUGUCCAGCAGGUGCUGGACUGGAUCGAGAACCAUGGAGAGGCGUUCCUGAGCAAACAUACAGGUGUAGGGAAAUCUCUUCAUCGGGCCAGAGCUUUGCAGAAGCGUCAUGAAGAUUUUGAAGAAGUAGCACAGAACACAUACACCAAUGCAGACAAAUUACUAGAAGCAGCAGAACAGCUGGCUCAGACCGGGGAAUGUGAUCCAGAAGAGAUCUACCAAGCUGCUCACCAGCUUGAAGACCGGAUACAAGAUUUUGUUCGACGAGUUGAGCAACGCAAGAUCCUACUGGACAUGUCGGUGUCCUUUCACACCCAUGUGAAAGAGCUGUGGACAUGGCUGGAGGAGCUGCAGAAGGAGCUGCUGGACGACGUGUACGCCGAGUCAGUGGAGGCCGUGCAGGACCUCAUCAAGCGCUUCGGGCAGCAGCAGCAGACCACCCUGCAGGUGACGGUCAACGUGAUCAAGGAAGGCGAGGACCUCAUCCAGCAGCUGAGGGACUCCGCCAUCUCCAGUAACAAGACCCCCCACAACAGCUCCAUCAGCCACAUCGAGACGGUGUUGCAGCAGCUGGACGAGGCGCAGGCGCAGAUGGAGGAGCUCUUCCAGGAGCGCAAGGUCAAGCUUGAGCUCUUCCUGCAGCUGCGCGUGUUCGAGAGGGACGCCAUUGACAUCAUCUCAGACCUGGAGUCUUGGAACGAUGAGCUUUCUCAGCAAAUGAAUGACUUCGACACAGAAGACCUCACCAUUGCAGAACAACGGCUCCAGCACCACGCAGACAAAGCCUUGACAAUGAACAACCUGACUUUUGAUGUCAUCCACCAAGGGCAAGAUCUUUUGCAAUACGUCAACGAAGUCCAGGCCUCUGGUGUGGAACUGCUGUGUGAUAGAGAUGUGGAUAUGGCAACUCGGGUCCAGGACCUGCUGGAGUUUCUUCAUGAGAAGCAGCAGGAGUUGGACUUGGCUGCAGAACAGCAUCGUAAGCACCUGGAGCAGUGUGUGCAGCUGCGCCACCUGCAGGCAGAAGUGAAGCAGGUGCUGGGUUGGAUCCGCAAUGGAGAGUCCAUGCUCAAUGCCGGGCUCAUCACCGCCAGCUCACUACAGGAAGCCGAGCAGCUCCAGCGUGAGCAUGAGCAGUUCCAGCACGCCAUUGAGAAAACGCACCAGAGUGCGCUGCAGGUGCAGCAGAAGGCAGAGGCCAUGCUGCAGGCCAACCACUACGACAUGGACCUGAUCCGCGACUGUGCCGAGAAGGUGGCUUCGCACUGGCAGCAGCUCAUGCUCAAGAUGGAAGACCGCCUCAAGCUCGUCAAUGCAUCCGUGGCCUUCUAUAAGACCUCAGAGCAGGUCUGCAGUGUCCUUGAGAGCUUGGAACAGGAAUACAAGAGAGAGGAAGACUGGUGUGGUGGAGCCGACAAGCUGGGCCCCAACUCUGAGACGGAUCAUGUCACUCCCAUGAUCAGCAAGCACCUUGAGCAGAAGGAAGCAUUCCUGAAGGCUUGCACACUUGCUAGGAGGAAUGCAGAUGUCUUCCUGAAGUACCUGCACAGGAACAGCGUGAACAUGCCAGGAAUGGUGACGCAUAUCAAAGCUCCUGAGCAGCAAGUGAAAAAUAUCUUGAAUGAACUCUUCCAGCGGGAGAACAGGGUGUUGCAUUACUGGACCAUGAGGAAGAGACGUCUGGAUCAAUGCCAGCAGUACGUGGUCUUCGAGAGGAGUGCCAAGCAGGCUUUGGAGUGGAUCCAUGACAACGGGGAGUUCUACCUUUCCACACACACUUCCACGGGUUCCAGUAUCCAGCACACCCAGGAGUUGCUGAAGGAACAUGAGGAGUUUCAGAUAACAGCAAAGCAAACCAAAGAGAGAGUGAAGCUAUUGAUACAGCUGGCUGAUGGCUUUUGUGAAAAGGGGCAUGCCCAUGCAGCAGAGAUAAAAAAAUGUGUCACUGCUGUGGAUAAGAGGUACAGAGAUUUCUCUCUGCGCAUGGAGAAGUACAGGACCUCUUUGGAAAAAGCCCUGGGGAUUUCUUCAGAUUCCAACAAAUCGAGUAAAAGCCUUCAGCUCGAUAUCAUUCCAGCCAGCAUCCCUGGGUCAGAGGUGAAACUUCGAGAUGCCGCUCAUGAGCUGAAUGAAGAAAAACGAAAAUCUGCCCGCAGGAAAGAGUUCAUAAUGGCUGAGCUAAUUCAAACUGAGAAGGCUUAUGUAAGAGACCUGCGGGAGUGUAUGGAUACCUACCUGUGGGAGAUGACCAGCGGCGUGGAGGAGAUCCCACCUGGCAUUGUCAACAAGGAGCUCAUUAUCUUCGGAAACAUGCAGGAGAUCUAUGAGUUCCAUCAUAACAUUUUCCUGAAGGAGCUGGAAAAAUACGAACAGUUGCCAGAGGAUGUUGGACACUGCUUUGUCACUUGGGCAGACAAGUUUCAGAUGUAUGUCACCUAUUGCAAAAAUAAGCCUGAUUCUACUCAGCUGAUACUGGAGCAUGCGGGGUCCUACUUUGACGAGAUCCAGCAGCGGCAUGGAUUAGCCAAUUCCAUCUCUUCCUACCUUAUCAAACCAGUUCAGCGAAUAACAAAGUAUCAGCUCCUUUUAAAAGAGCUGCUGACGUGCUGUGAGGAAGGGAAAGGGGAGAUCAAAGAUGGCCUUGAGGUGAUGCUCAGUGUACCCAAGCGAGCCAACGAUGCCAUGCACCUCAGCAUGCUGGAAGGAUUUGAUGAAAACAUUGAGUCUCAGGGAGAACUCAUCCUGCAGGAAUCCUUCCAAGUGUGGGACCCAAAAACCUUAAUUCGAAAGGGUCGAGAACGACAUCUCUUCCUUUUUGAAAUGUCCUUAGUAUUUAGUAAAGAAGUGAAAGAUUCCAGUGGGAGAAGCAAGUAUCUUUACAAAAGCAAAUUGUUUACAUCAGAGUUGGGUGUCACAGAACAUGUUGAAGGAGAUCCUUGCAAAUUUGCACUGUGGGUGGGGAGGACGCCAACUUCGGAUAAUAAAAUUGUCCUUAAGGCUUCCAGCAUAGAGAACAAGCAAGACUGGAUAAAACACAUCCGUGAAGUGAUCCAGGAGCGGACAAUCCACCUGAAGGGAGCCCUGAAGGAACCCAUCCACAUCCCCAAAACAGCUCCCACUACAAGGCAGAAGGGAAGGAGGGAUGGAGAGGACCUGGACAGCCAAGGGGAUGGCAGCAGCCAGCCUGAUACGAUUUCAAUUGCUUCCCGCACCUCUCAGAACACCCUGGACAGUGAUAAGCUCUCUGGUGGCUGUGAGCUGACAGUGGUGAUCCACGACUUCACAGCUUGCAACAGCAACGAGCUGACUAUCCGGCGUGGCCAGACUGUGGAGGUCCUGGAGCGGCCGCAUGACAAGCCUGACUGGUGCCUGGUGCGAACCACCGACCGGUCCCCUGCAGCAGAAGGCCUGGUCCCCUGUGGCUCUCUGUGCAUCGCCCACUCCAGAAGCAGCAUGGAGAUGGAGGGCAUCUUCAACCACAAAGACUCGUUGUCCGUGUCCAGUAACGAUGCCAGUCCUCCUGCUUCCGUCGCAUCCCUGCAGCCCCACAUGAUCGGGGUCCAGAGUUCACCAGGCCCCAAGCGGCCAGGAAACACCCUGCGCAAGUGGCUCACCAGCCCUGUGCGGCGGCUCAGCAGCGGCAAGGCCGAUGGGCACGUAAAGAAGCUGGCUCACAAGCACAAGAAGAGCAGGGAGGUCCGCAAGAGCGCCGACGCUGGCUCACAGAAGGACUCCGACGACAGCGCCGCCACUCCGCAGGACGAGACCGUGGAAGAGAGGGGCCGGAACGAGGGUCUCAGCAGUGGCACACUCUCGAAAUCCUCCUCCUCGGGCAUGCAGAGCUGCGGCGAAGAAGAAGGGGAGGAGGGGGCUGAUGCCGUGCCCCUGCCCCCGCCCAUGGCCAUCCAGCAGCACAGCCUCCUCCAGCCAGACUCGCAGGAUGACAAGGCCUCAUCUCGGUUGUUAGUGCGUCCAACCAGCUCCGAAACACCGAGUGCGGCUGAGCUUGUCAGUGCAAUCGAGGAGCUCGUGAAAAGCAAGAUGGCACUGGAGGAUCGUCCUAGCUCACUCCUUGUUGACCAAGGAGACAGCAGCAGCCCUUCCUUCAACCCUUCGGACAACUCCCUUCUCUCUUCCUCCUCGCCCAUUGAUGAGAUGGAAGAACGGAAAUCCAGCUCUUUAAAGAGAAGGCACUACGUUUUGCAAGAAUUAGUGGAGACAGAGCGUGACUAUGUACGAGACCUUGGCUAUGUGGUAGAGGGCUACAUGGCACUUAUGAAAGAAGAUGGUGUUCCCGAUGACAUGAAAGGAAAAGACAAGAUUGUGUUUGGCAACAUCCAUCAGAUCUAUGACUGGCACAGAGACUUUUUUUUAGGAGAGUUAGAGAAGUGCCUUGAAGAUCCAGAAAAACUAGGAUCCCUUUUUGUUAAACACGAGAGAAGGUUGCACAUGUACAUAGUUUAUUGUCAAAAUAAGCCAAAGUCUGAGCACAUUGUCUCAGAAUACAUUGAUACGUUUUUUGAGGACUUAAAGCAGCGGCUUGGCCACAGGUUGCAACUCACAGAUCUGUUGAUCAAACCAGUGCAGAGAAUUAUGAAGUACCAGCUGCUGCUGAAGGACUUCCUCAAGUAUUCCAAAAAGGCUAGCCUGGAUACAUCAGAACUAGAGAGAGCCGUGGAAGUCAUGUGCAUAGUACCAAAGCGAUGCAACGACAUGAUGAACGUGGGGCGGCUGCAAGGAUUUGACGGUAAAAUUGUUGCCCAGGGUAAGCUGCUCUUGCAGGACACAUUCUUGGUCACAGACCAAGAUACCGGACUUCUGCCUCGCUGCAAAGAGAGGCGGGUCUUCCUUUUUGAGCAGAUCGUCAUAUUCAGCGAACCACUUGACAAAAAAAAGGGCUUCUCCAUGCCUGGAUUCCUGUUUAAGAAUAGUAUCAAGGUGAGUUGUCUUUGCCUGGAGGAAAACGUGGAAAAUGACCCCUGUAAAUUUGCUCUGACGUCAAGGGCAGGUGACGUGGUGGAGACCUUCAUUUUGCACUCAUCCAGUCCAAGUGUCCGGCAAACAUGGAUCCACGAAAUCAACCAAAUUCUAGAAAACCAGCGCAAUUUUUUAAAUGCCUUGACAUCACCAAUCGAGUACCAGAGGAACCACAGCGGGGGCGGCGGCGGCGGGGGCAGCGGCGGUGGGGGCGGGGGCGCAGCCCCCAGCGGCCCAGGGGGCAGCGGCCCAGGCAGUGCCAGCGCCAUGGGCGGCCCCAACCAGAGCAGGAGCAGGCCCUCCCGGAUCCCGCAGCCCGUCAGACACCACCCCCCCGUGCUGGUCUCCUCUGCAGCCUCCAGCCAGGCAGAGGCAGACAAGAUGUCAGGUACGUCUGCACCCGGCCCCCUCCUGCCUCCCCCCAGCAGUGGCGCCCUCGAGGCCAGUCCUGGUCAGGCCGGCAGGCCCCCCGCCAGCAGAGACCCCGAAGGCGCCGCAGAGCCCACGCACAAGACGAAGGUGCUCGACAGUCCCCGGAAGGCCACGGCGAGCCACGAUGCCGCUGCCAGGGACGCACGUGCCAGCCUGGGACCCCUGCCCCUGGGCAAGCCCCGGCCUGGGGCAGUGUCGCCGCUGAACUCGCCUCCUGCUUUCGGCAAGGAGCCCUUCCCCCCCAGCAGCCCCCUGCAGAAGGGGGGCUCCUUCUGGGGCUCCAUCCCCGCCUCCCCGGCCAGCCGGCCCGGCUCCUUCACCUUCCCCGGGGACAGUGACUCCCUGCAGCGGCAGACGCACCGCCACGCGGGCCCCAGCAAGGACACGGACCGCAUGAGCACGUGCUCCUCGGCCAGCGAGCAGUCCGUGCAGUCCACCCAGAGCAAUGGGAGUGAAAGUAGCAGCAGUAGCAACAUCUCCACCAUGCUGGUGACACACGAUUACACGGCAGUGAAGGAGGAUGAGAUCAACGUCUGUCAAGGAGAGGUCGUUCAAAUUCUGGCCAGCAACCAGCAGAACAUGUUUCUGGUGUUCCGAGCCGCCACUGACCAGUGCCCCGCAGCCGAGGGCUGGAUUCCGGGCUUCGUCCUGGGCCACACCAGCGCAGUCAUCAUGGAGAACCCCGACGGGACUCUCAAGAAGUCAACAUCUUGGCACACAGCACUCCGUUUAAGGAAAAAAUCUGAGAAAAAAGAUAAAGACGGCAAAAGGGAAGGCAAGUUAGAGAACGGUUACCGGAAAUCACGGGAAGGACUCAGCAAUAAGGUAUCUGUGAAGCUUCUCAAUCCCAACUACAUUUAUGACGUUCCCCCAGAAUUUGUCAUUCCAUUGAGUGAGGUCACAUGUGAGACAGGGGAGACCGUUGUUCUUAGAUGUCGAGUCUGUGGCCGCCCCAAGGCAUCAAUCACCUGGAAGGGCCCUGAACACAACACCUUGAACAACGAUGGUCACUACAGCAUCUCCUACAGUGACUUGGGAGAGGCCGCUCUGAAGAUCAUUGGUGUGACCACGGAAGACGAUGGCAUCUACACGUGCAUUGCUGUGAACGACAUGGGGUCAGCCUCAUCUUCAGCCAGUCUGAGGGUUCUAGGUCCAGGAAGUGAUGGGAUCAUGGUGACCUGGAAGGACAACUUUGACGCCUUCUACAGUGAAGUGGCUGAGCUUGGCAGGGGCAGAUUCUCUGUCGUCAAGAAGUGUGAUCAGAAAGGAACCAAACGAGCAGUGGCCACCAAGUUUGUGAACAAGAAGUUGAUGAAGCGCGACCAGGUCACCCAUGAGCUCGGGAUCCUGCAGAACCUCCAGCACCCACUCCUUGUUGGCCUCCUGGACACCUUUGAGACCCCCACCAGUUACAUCCUGGUUCUAGAAAUGGCUGACCAGGGUCGCCUCCUGGACUGCGUGGUGCGAUGGGGAAGCCUGACGGAAGGGAAGAUCAGAGCACACCUCGGGGAGGUUCUGGAAGCCAUCCGAUACCUUCACAACUGCAGGAUCGCACACCUGGACCUAAAGCCUGAAAACAUCCUGGUGGAUCAGAGUUUAGCCAAGCCAACAAUUAAACUGGCUGACUUCGGAGAUGCUGUCCAACUCAACACGACCUACUACAUCCACCAGUUACUGGGGAACCCCGAGUUCGCAGCCCCCGAAAUCAUCCUUGGGAACCCUGUCUCCCUGACCUCGGACACAUGGAGUGUUGGAGUGCUCACAUACGUGCUUCUUAGCGGCGUGUCCCCCUUCCUGGAUGACAGCGUGGAGGAGACCUGCCUGAACAUUUGCCGAUUGGACUUCAGUUUCCCAGAUGACUACUUUACAGGAGUUAGCCAGAAGGCCAAGGAGUUCGUGUGCGUCCUCCUGCAGGAGGACCCUGCCAAGCGCCCCUCGGCUGCGCUGGCCCUGCAGGAGCAGUGGCUGCAGGCGGGCAGUGGCAAAGGCUCAGGCGUCCUCGACACAUCGAGACUGGCAUCCUUCAUCGAGCGGCGCAAACACCAGAAUGAUGUUCGACCUAUUCGGAGCAUUAAAAACUUCUUACAGAGCAGGCUUCUGCCUCGAGUUUGACCUAUCUUGAAGUUCUUUCUCAUUCUCUUUCACCUGCCAAUCAGCUGUUCAUUUGAAUUCCGAAGAGAAACAAAAGAAAACAAACCUAGGUGACCAGCUGCCGGUGUGUUGAUCGUGUGAAGUUGCAUUCCAAGUGAGCUGCCUGGGGUGGAGGACUUCAGUCACGCUCUGCGGAGGCAGAGGUCGCAUUGCUGUAUCACAGUAUUUUAUUCAGGUUUCUGCAAAAAAAUAAAAAAUAAAAAUAACUUUUUUAAAUGAACAUGAAUAGAAUUUUGCAAAUUUAACAUUUUCAAGAUUUAUUCAAGAAAACACAAUGCCUAUGUUCAACCACUGGUAUUAAUGAACAAAACAAAGAUACUGUACAUCUCUGGGGAAGCAGCGCCCAGGUGGUGGCCCUUGGCCAGUGCCCAGUGGCCACCUGGCACUAUGCCUUCCCAGCCGCCUUGUCUGCGUGCACCCCGCCACACGCCAGACCUGGCCUCCGAAACAUGCAUUCAACCUCAAACUUUUGCAUAAAAUAGAAUGAAUUGUUUUGCUCUGAUGAAAUGUAGGCCUUACUUGUAUAUAAGACUGUUCCUGCCUCCGGUCUGUCAUUUCCCCCCCUACCUGCCCUUCCCACCUGCUCCCCAGCCCCGCCUGGGGCUUCUUCCUCAGAGUCUGAGGGUCUGCCCAUCAAAUGGAGACAUCAGGUUGGGUCCUGCCCCACUGCCCCCUCCCCUGUUCCCACCCUAAGCCGUCAAUCAGAUUGUUGAGCAGUAUACAGUCAGAUGAAAAUACUGUAAAUGCACUCAUUGGGGGUUUUUUUGUUGUUGUUUUAUUUCAUAUCAUGUGCAAUGUUGUGGCUUUAACAUUUUAUGCAACUAUUUAUGGAGACCUCUGUUGUACCUGUAAUAAAUAUAUAGAAAAAGCA
Oryctolagus cuniculus (rabbit) is the source of this 10128-nucleotide messenger RNA. RefSeq names its product trio Rho guanine nucleotide exchange factor (gene TRIO). Gene Ontology annotation, cellular component: cytoplasm; extrinsic component of membrane. Gene Ontology annotation, biological process: axon guidance; protein phosphorylation. Lineage: Eukaryota; Metazoa; Chordata; Mammalia; Lagomorpha; Leporidae. Gene Ontology annotation, molecular function: guanyl-nucleotide exchange factor activity; ATP binding; protein kinase activity. The record is from RefSeq and is a predicted model, not a curated record.